AUGUACUUGCUUGCCGUCACUUCAAUCUUGGUCGCCGCUGCUGGCCUCUGCCAAGCUCAAGCGGAAAAUUCUACCGAAAAUGCGGCUGACCACUGGUGUGGCAAGUGGGCCGGAUCGCCCGAACCCGCCAACGUCCCCACCGCACAGCAACUGCCAACGUUUGAUUACACGAGAAGGUUCUUUGUCGAACCCCAGUUGCAACGUACGCCAUUUGCGCCCGUCGUUGCUACGGAACCUAAAGUUCAGGUUCCGAAGAUCUGGGGAAACAAUGAGUUCAGAGUUGCGUUGCUGAGCUAUGCUGGACCUCAAAGAAUCUAUGCGAGCAGCAAGUCUCGCUGGACCGAUUUCGGCGAAGCGCUUCAGCUCGUCAUGAGGGACUGUGUGAGCCAGGCGUCUCCGGGCCUCACGCAGGCGACCCUCGUCAUCUACGCCUACGCUAUCGGUUCCUUCUUCGAUUUCCAGAUGAACUACUACAUGUCGGCCCCCUAUGGCAUUGAUCCAGCUUCGAUCCAAGAGAGUUUUGCGGCUUCAAACUUCGCUGGGUCUUCGAACGUAGCCAAGGCGAUUAUAUGA
This is a messenger RNA of Letharia lupina, 573 nucleotides long. RefSeq lists its product as uncharacterized. NCBI's taxonomy places the organism in Eukaryota, Fungi, Ascomycota, Lecanoromycetes, Lecanorales, Parmeliaceae. Bases 1 to 573 code for a protein of 190 amino acids. The transcript is spliced from 3 exons. The record is from RefSeq and is a predicted model, not a curated record.